GACUAUGAUAGAUAUCAGACAGUAAGGCCCUGAGCACAGAGCGUACAGGACCGUCAUAAACGUCAGACUGCUGGUCUGAGCACACUGAGGGCGAUCAGGCACCUGGAGACAUCAGCUGAAGAGUUCUGUUUCCAGCACUGGUAACUCCAUGGAGAGGUCCGGGAACCCCUAUCUGAGCGUAGAGGCUAUCUGGUCCCGCGUGGGAUGUGUCCGUCUGGUGCAGAUGUUCUUCGGAUGUACCACUUUCAGCCUGGUCCUGCACCAAGCAGGCUUCAGCGCAGCUUACGGCGCAUUCUGCAUCUUCGUUUGGUGCUUCUGUUUUGCGAUCACGACCCUCAUUGUCAUGUGUGAGCUGACACGGCUUCAGUCGUGCUUGCGUGGCUUGUCGUGGGGAAACUUCACCGCCACUGUGGCGAUGCUGGCCACCCUGAUGACACUCACCUCUGCCGUGAUUUACCCUCUCUACUUUGUGUCACUGAAAUGCAGCUCCACGGACUGUACCACAAGGAACUACCGGCUAGCUGUCAGCGUAAGUGCAGGACUCCUAUUCGUGGCCUAUUCUGUGGAGGUAUGUUUGACUCGUGCCAAGCCAGGGCUGUCCUGCAGUUACAUGGCUACUGCCUCGGGUCUGCUGAAAGUCGUCCAAGCUUUUGUGGCCUGCGUGAUAUUUGGGGCUUUGGCAACAGAAAGCCAAUACAAGAAAUACGUUGCCACCCAAUGGUGUGUGGCUGUAUACAGCUUCUGCUUUGCUGUGACUGUGCUGGUGAUCGUAAUGAACAUCACAGGAAGGGCAGUUACCCUGCGCUGCCCCUUUGAACACAUCGUUGUUGUAUACACUGUGGUGGCAAUACUGAUGUAUAUGAGUGCUUCCGUCAUAUGGCCUGUAUAUUGCUUUGACAGCAAGUAUGGGUCACCAGGGCGACCGUCAUAUUGCCCGUGGGGACGAUGUUCAUGGGACAGCCAGUUAGUGGUCACAAUAUUCACCCUUAUUAACCUAUGCCUGUAUAUAGCUGACUUGAUAUAUACGCAGAAGCUACGCUUUGUAGCUCAUUAGGCCUCUAAGCGGGAGGAUUGACCCGUAUCUACAGGACCAUUUAAGUCAAUGAAUAUGAGGCAGGCUGGAAGGCAGAAAGACGUUCUAUUUUAUAGACCACUCAUACACCUUGCCUUUUUUAGGACCUGCAGCAAAACGAAAACCUACUGUUUCAUAUUUGGUAUUUUAUAAAUAGUUUUAUGUUUAUAUAACGUAUCCUUAUUUAACCUUUAUUAACCCUUCUGGAAGGAGGCGCCAGGCAAAGACUACCUAACAAAUAAAAUGCUUAUUAAGGGAAAAUCACUCAAGAUCCACACAGCUCCUGGCCAUUGCAAGAAGAAUUUGAGAAAUGUCUAAAAUGUGGCUGCUGAGUAGGAAAGUGUCUCACUAAAAAUAUCUUGUCUGGUCCUACAAAAUGUGUGCCAGUCUCCCCAAUUCCUUCAUGUUUU
Messenger RNA from Pelobates fuscus (common spadefoot toad), 1482 nucleotides. It is a transcript of the gene MYADML2, whose product is annotated as myeloid associated differentiation marker like 2. NCBI's taxonomy places the organism in Eukaryota, Metazoa, Chordata, Amphibia, Anura, Pelobatidae. The transcript has a single exon. The record is from RefSeq and is a predicted model, not a curated record. Gene Ontology annotation, cellular component: membrane. The coding region runs from base 149 to 1054 and encodes 301 amino acids.